UUCUUCGUCUUCCCACCCCGUCCCCUGCUCUGCUGCACCCUCCUCUCAGCCAUCUCCUUUCCCUCCCAAGUCCAGGGUUCAACUGGACAGGACGGGACCGGAGUUGCCGAAAGAAAGAGAGAGGAGCUCAGCUCAACAGAGAGAUGGGGACCUCAGUUCAGGUGACGCCACUGUGCGGAGUGUACAACGAGAACCCUCUCUCCUACUUGAUCUCCAUCGACGGCUUCAACUUCUUAGUCGACUGUGGAUGGAACGACCACUUCGACACUUCUCUCCUCCAGCCGCUCUCCAGGGUAGCUUCAAAUAUAGAUGCUGUGUUGCUAUCACAUUCAGACACACUUCACCUUGGGGCUCUUCCCUACGCAAUGAAGCAACUUGGACUUUCUGCUCCAGUGUAUGCUACCGAACCAGUUUUCAGACUGGGCCUCCUCACUAUGUAUGACCAGUAUCUCUCAAGAAAGCAAGUGUCGGAGUUUGAUCUCUUUACCUUAGAUGAUGUUGAUUCUGCUUUCCAGAAUGUAACAAGGCUGACAUAUUCUCAGAAUCAUCACCUGUCUGGUAAAGGAGAGGGGAUUGUAAUUUCUCCCCAUGUCGCUGGCCAUCUCUUGGGAGGUACAAUUUGGAAGAUUACAAAGGAUGGAGAAGAUGUUAUAUACGCUGUGGACUUCAAUCAUCGGAAAGAAAGGCAUUUAAAUGGAACUGCUCUUGAGUCAUUUGUUCGACCUGCUGUUCUAGUUACAGAUGCUUACAAUGCUUUGAACACUCAGCUGCCAACAAAACAAAGGGAGAGGGCUUUUAUUGAUGCCUUAAGGAGGACUCUUGAAGCAGGGGGAAAUGUGUUAAUACCUGUUGAUACUUCUGGAAGAGUACUGGAACUUCUCUUAAUACUGGAAGAGAGUCCUCUGAGUUAUCCCAUCUAUUUUCUAACUUACGUGUCAUCAAGCACAAUCGAAUAUGUGAAGAGUUUCCUAGAGUGGAUGAGUGACAGUAUAGCGAAGUCCUUUGAGCACACAAGAGACAAUGCCUUUCUCCUGAAGCAUAUCACGCUUUUGAUUAACAAGAAUGAACUCGAUAAUGCUCCUGCUGGUCCAAAGGUGGUUCUAGCAUCCAUGGCAAGUUUAGAGGCAGGUUUUUCUCAUGAUAUAUUCGUGGAAUGGGCAACUGAUCCCAGGAAUCUUGUGCUUUUUACUGAAAGAGGCCAGUUUGCAACCUUAGCUCGAAUGCUUCAGGCAGAUCCACCUCCAAAAGCUGUUAAAGUUACUAUGUCUAAGAGGGUUCCCUUGGUUGGCGAUGAGUUACUUGCUUAUGAAGAAGAGCAGAACCGAAUAAAGGAGGAAGCCCUAAAAUCAAGUAUUAUCAAAGAGGAGGAAUCAAAAGCUAUUCGUGCAUCUGAUAAUGCAAGUGACCCGAUGGUUAUUGAUACUGGCAACACAAAUAUUUCAUCAGAAGCGACAGGAUCACAUUGUGGAAAAUAUAGGGACAUAUUGAUCGAUGGAUUUGUGCCACCCCCAACCAGUGUUGCCCCAAUGUUUCCUUUCUAUGAAAAUACCUCUGACUGGGAUGAUUUUGGUGAAGUCAUCAACCCUGAUGAUUAUGUUAUUAAGGAUGAAGACAUGGAUCAAGGAGCUAUGCAUUUGGGCAGCAAUUUGGAUGGAAAACUUGAUGAAGCCUCUGCUAAUUUAAUGCUUGAUACACGGCCUUCAAAAGUUGUAUCGAAUGAACUAACUGUACAAGUGAAAUGUUCAUUGACAUAUAUGGACUUUGAAGGCCGUGCGGAUAGCAGAGCAAUUAAAUCAAUACUCGCUCAUGUGGCCCCAUUGAAGCUUGUUCUGGUUCGUGGUUCAGCUGAGGCCACCGAGCAUUUGAAGCAACACUGCCUGAAACAUGUUUGUCCUCAUGUUUAUGCUCCUCAAAUUGAAGAAACCAUUGAUGUCACCUCAGAUAUGUGUGCUUACAAGGUCCAACUCUCUGAGAAGCUAAUGAGCAAUGUGCUGUUUAAGAAGCUGGGGGAUUAUGAGAUAGCAUGGUUUGAUGCUGAAGUUGGGAAGACGGAAAAUGAAAUGCUGUCCCUACUUCCCCUCUCAAACCCACCGCCACCGCACAAAUCGGUCCUUGUCGGGGAUUUGAAGAUGGCGGAUUUCAAGCAGUAUCUUGCAAGUAAAGGCGUUCAGGUGGAAUUUGCUGGCGGGGCCUUGCGAUGUGGUGAGUAUGUGACCUUGCGAAAGGUUGGGGACGCGAGUCAGAAGGGUGGUUUAUCUGGUACGCAGCAAAUUGUACUGGAAGGGCCUUUAUGCGAGGAUUAUUACAAGAUCCGGGAGUACUUGUAUUCUCAAUACUACUUGCUUUGAGUUGAGAUGUCUCUUGCCAUGUUGUGUAUGACGUGGAUGAAAAUUUAUGUAGUACAAAUUUUUGUGUUACGAGGCCAUCUCAGUUGCUCCUAUUAAAUAAACUUAUCUUUUUAAAUUUCAAA
Molecule: messenger RNA, 2470 nt
Organism: Punica granatum (pomegranate)
Lineage: Eukaryota; Viridiplantae; Streptophyta; Magnoliopsida; Myrtales; Lythraceae
Source: RefSeq, a predicted model, not a curated record